CGUCACAUGUUCUCUCUCUCUCUCUAAUUUUCCGGCGAAAAAAUGGCGGUGCGGCUGUCGCCGUGUGUCCAACACCACUUCUCGCUGCCUUCGACUUCCAAUAGAUGCCCUGGACUUCGCAGGCUCUCGGUUCGGAGCUCCAUCUCUACUCCAAACGAGUUCAGCAAGCUUGUGAUGGAUGUGAAAGAGAAACUUGAAAAAGAUCAUCAUAGUCUUCCUCUGGGAAAAAAUGGAAGAGAUGAUGAAGACAUGAUCCUCUGGUUCUUGAAGGACCGGAAAUUUGCUGUUGAAGAUGCUGUCUCAAAACUGGCUAAAGCAAUUAAAUGGCGUCAUGAAUUUGGUGUGUCAGAAUUGUCAGAAGAAUCAGUGAGAAGUGUAGCUGAAACUGGAAAAGCCUUUGUGCAUGACUUUCUUGAUGUCUAUGAGAGACCAGUGCUAAUUGUGGUGGCAUCCAAGCAUUUUCCAGCAAAACAAAAUCCUUCUGAGAAUGAGAAGCUGUGUGCCUUUUUAAUUGAGAAGGCAUUGAGUAAACUCCCAGCUCGAAAAGAGGAAAUACUUGGAAUAUUUGAUCUCCGAGGCUUUGGUACUGAGAAUGCGGAUAUUAAAUUCCUAACAUUUUUGUUUGAUGUAUUUUACAAUUACUAUCCAAAGCGGUUAGGUGAAGUCCUCUUUGUUGAAGCUCCCUUUGUAUUUAGGCCAAUCUGGCAGCUUGCCAAGCCCUUGUUAAAGUCAUAUGCUUCCCUGGUGAGAUUUUGCUCGGUGGCAGAGGUCAGAAAGGAGUAUUUUACAGAAUCUACAAUCCCAACCAUCUUUAGAGACUGAAGAUGCCCUCAUCUGCCUAAAACAAUUCGUGAAUGAUAGACCAAGUGUGGUUAUUUUUACAUUUAGUUGCUUCCUAGCUUAACAUGUCCCAAAAAUUCUAGGAGUUUUAUUCUAGCUUUUGACUACCUAACGUAAUAUUUCUCCUUUAUCCGGGCUUGGAACCAGCUGUGAUAGGGAGGAAUAUUCAACACUUUUUACUAAAGAGGUGUUUGCUAUCAUUUUAGGACAGAUUAGUCACCCAUUUUGUGGCCUUCUGAAAGGGCAAACAAAACUCACUUUUGAAGCUUAGUGUUUGUGUAUUAGUGACCAAUGUAACAUGUAAGCAGAGAGAGCGAGAGCUGUUUUAGCUAUUCAAGUGCUCUUCUUCUCCCCUUCUUCACAUUAACGAUGAAUCAUUAUCACGUUUAGACAA
Diospyros lotus (date-plum) is the source of this 1234-nucleotide messenger RNA. Its product is annotated as phosphatidylinositol transfer protein CSR1. Lineage: Eukaryota; Viridiplantae; Streptophyta; Magnoliopsida; Ericales; Ebenaceae. Bases 43 to 822 code for a protein of 259 amino acids. The record is from RefSeq and is a predicted model, not a curated record. The transcript has 6 exons.